AUGUCCAACGAGUACAUCGCCUUCUACACCAAUACCAACAAGACCAGCCCUUGGGCUCAUCGCGUUGAGAUCGCCUUUGCCGAGGCAGGCGUCGAGCCUGCUGUAGGCAUCAUCUCGCUGCAGGACAAACCCGAGUGGUUUACCUCUGUCGUCAACCCGGUCACGAAGCAAAUCCCAGCCAUUGCCUAUGGUGGACCCAAGGUCCCCGCUGACCAGCCGUCGCAGGAAUCGGUCAAGCUUACCGAGUCCAUCGUCCUUCUCGAGUUCCUCGCCGACAUUUACCCAUCCGCCAAUCUCCUCCCAAAGGAUCCCGUGCAGCGCGCCAAGGCCCGCUUCUUCAUCGAGAAGGUGAACAGCACGCUCAAGCCGGCGUGGUCUGAGUUCCAGGCGCGCAAGGGUCCUAAGGACGCGUUCCUCACCGCGCUCGAGGCUGUGCAGGCGCUGCUUCCCCAGUCCGGUUUCGCGAUCGGAGAGUGGUCGAUCGCGGAUGCAUCAGUUGCGCCUAUCCUUGGUCGGGUGGAGGUAGCGCUGCGUGAGGAUAUAGGCUCGUGGGCAGCGGGUGAGGGGCCGGCAACAUACAAGGAGGUCUUCGAGGGUCAGAAGUUCGCACGUUUGGUGAAGUACUGGCGUGACAAUCAGGCGAGGGAGAGCUGGAAGAAGUCAUUCAACGAGGCCGGUUAUAUCGAGGUCAUGAAGAGGAGAUUCGGGCGUUCGUGA
This is a messenger RNA of Peniophora sp. CBMAI 1063, 717 nucleotides long. The record is from the annotation of a GenBank genome assembly. Lineage: Eukaryota; Fungi; Basidiomycota; Agaricomycetes; Russulales; Peniophoraceae.